Molecule: messenger RNA, 627 nt
Organism: Eruca vesicaria subsp. sativa (arugula)
Lineage: Eukaryota; Viridiplantae; Streptophyta; Magnoliopsida; Brassicales; Brassicaceae
Source: the annotation of a GenBank genome assembly
AUGAAGAGGACACAUUUGGCAAGUUUCAGCAGCAGAAACAACACCCAAGAAGAAGAAGAAGGCGACACUAAUGGUAACGACAGAGUCAUCAUGAAUCUCUACAAUAGCUAUGAAGCAGGGCUGAUCCCAUGGCCUCCCAAGAACUACACUUGCAGCUUCUGUAGGAGAGAUUUUAGAUCUGCUCAAGCACUUGGAGGCCACAUGAAUGUUCACAGAAGAGACAGAGCAAAACUCAGACAGAUCCCUUCUUGGCUCUUUGAGCCUCAUCAUCACAUACCCGUUCGCAACCCUAACCCUAACCCUAAUUUUAGCUCUUCUUCUUCAACAACAACUCCAGCUCAUCUUGAGCCUUCCCUUACCAAUCAGAUGUCCAAAACGACACCUCUUUCUUCUGCCCGGUUCGAUCUUUUGGAUAAUACUACUAGCUAUGGAGGUUUAAUUGUGGAAAGAGAGAAGAACAAGAGCAAUGUAUGUAGCAGGGAGCUCAACAAGAGUGCUUCAAAAUGUGAGAUAAAUCGUGGGGAUCUGAUGAACAAGAAACAUGGAGUCACGAGGUUGGAGCUUGGGAUGGAUUUGAGGAAUCCAAAACAAGUUCUUGAUUUGGAGCUGCGACUUGGCUGCCUUUAA